Molecule: messenger RNA, 1149 nt
Organism: Ustilaginoidea virens
Lineage: Eukaryota; Fungi; Ascomycota; Sordariomycetes; Hypocreales; Clavicipitaceae
Exons: 4
Coding region: 1-1149 (382 amino acids)
Molecular function (GO): dioxygenase activity
Source: RefSeq, a predicted model, not a curated record
AUGCCUCCGGGUUCCGUUGCCAAGGUGGGCCAGCUGGAAACCUUUAGCCUUCCCGAGACCGUCUCUGGGACUCUCUCAGACAGAGCCACGGCAAAAGCCAUGAUCGACGCUUGGAGACGCGACGGCAUCUUCCAGAUUGCCACGAGCCCGUCGCAGCAGCGCCUGUACGACCGAGCCACCGCGGCCAGCAGGGCCUUUUUCAAGAGGCCGCCGGCUCAAAAGCGUGCGUGCGUCAACGACUCGAGCUACGCAGGCUACGUCGCUUCGGGGGAGGAGGUCACCGCCGGUGUCGCCGACUACUCGGAAAUCUUCACCGUGACCAAGGAGCUCAAGUCGAGCGAAUACCGCGUCCGGAACAAGUGGCCGUGUCAUGGGCCGUGUCCGUGGCCCGACGACGGCAUGCGGGCAGCCAUGACGGGAUACAUGGCCGACUGGGACCGCAGCGGCGGCAAGGUUCUUCAGAUGGUUGAGCUGGGUCUCGCAGUGCCUCCUGGGUCGUUGACAAAGUACACGCGAGACGGCUGGCACCACAUGCGCGUUCUGAGAUUCCCGCCCAGACAUUGCACAAAUGGCAAGGGAAAAGCCGGUCGUGGUAUCGGGUCCCACACGGACUAUGGCCUGCUAGUGCUCGCUGCGCAGGAUGAGGUCGGAGGCUUGUUUGUGCGCCCGCCGCGGCGUGGAGAGAGCUUUGCCAACUGGGAUGAGAGUUCGGCCGGAAUGAUGGAAGAUGAACCUGGCUGGGUCUACGUCCCGCCUGCACCCGGGGUAUUUACAGUAUUUCCCGGAGACAUGAUGCAGUACGUGACCAACGGCUUUUUGCGGUCAACGCCCCACAAGGUCGGGCUGAACGCCCGCGAGCGCUUCGCCUUUGCCUAUUUCCACGAGCCCAACUUCCGGGCCGUCGUGAGACCGCUCCCCGGGUACGACGCCGGGCAACAGCCCGUCGACGGUGUCCACUACGGAACCCACUUCACCGACAUGGCCCUGCGGAACUACCCUCGCCGCCUGUCGACCACGAAGCUGGUCCGCGAGGGACGAUACGCAAUGCUCAGAGGCGAUAGCUUGAGAAGCGACAUGGGCGCUGUGGACCCGUUGCGCAACAGCUCGAGGGUUUCUCGGCAUUGCGGACAACUGUUGACGGCGGGCUGA